UCGCCUACAACUGUCGUAUUUUUUGUUGCUUUAUCAUAAAAACAUGACGUGGAAUUACGUUGUGAAAAAUUUUAACGAUUUCUGGUUAUCGCUUGGACUGAUAAUCAUCGUCUCUGUCAUAAUUUUUGCAUCAAAGAUUUUACAAAACAAUGCUGGAGAGGGUCAAAGCUUUCCCGGGCCUUCUAAGUAUCUUGGUGUUGGAACCCUCUUAACAUAUGGAAGAUUCCUCUACAUGGGUAUCCCAGAAGCUUCAACCUACUACCUCAACAGGUACGGCGAUGUAGUUCACGUUUGGGUAUGUGGAGAACCAACACUUGUAACAAGCAAUCCCACCGUUGCACGACAUAUUUUAAAAUCUAACGGCAACAACUACACUUCACGGCUUGGUUACGACAUAGGAUUAGAUCAUAUCGGAAUGUUUAACAAUGGCAUUAUCUGGAAUAAUAAUACAAAUCAUUGGAAAAGCUUAAGAACAUUUUUUCAGAAUGCACUGAAUGCAAAGACGUUAAACGCAGCUAUCAAAGCCUCUGCUGCUUCCACGAAUGAUAUGAUUGGCAAACUUGACGACUUGAGACGCCGUACAACUGAAGGAAAAAUUGAAACGCUGAAUGUUUUACGACGCAUAACAUUACAAGUUACUAAUCUGUUGAUGUUUGGCGUCAAAAUAGACAACGACGAACGUUUGGUCGAGUUAAUUGUCGAGUAUUUCAAAGCGUGGGAAUAUUUUCUGAUUCGACCGUGGUAUUUUUAUUUGCCCACUUCUACUUUCAAGAAACAUAAAAAACCAGUGAAAGAAUUGAAAGAUGCCUGUAUGGAGAUUGUGCAAAGGAAAAAACAGCAACUCGAUAGCGUUUCAUUCAAGCAAAUUGAAAAUCCAAACUUUCUUGAAUGUCUUUUACAUGCGGUGGAACGUGAUGAAAUUACUGAAGAAAAUGUAUACCAAUGUGUCCUCGAAAUGUUGCUAGCUGGCACUGACACGUCCAGUGUGUCUAUGUAUUACACAUUAGUAGCUCUUAGCGAUGAUGCACAAGUGGAAAGAGAAAUUGUAAAAGAAUUAAAGGCUGUUUCUUUGGAGGAUGAAUCAACGGAUCGCAAAUUGCUUACUCAGCUGGUUUGUUUAGAGAAUACUUUAAAGGAGAGCAUGCGCAUCAAACCAGUAGGACCUGUGGUGUUGAGACGAGCUUUAAAAGAUGACAACAUCAACGGCGUUCCCAUUCGAUCAGGAACUAACGUUGUUUUAAGUUUAGUUGAUAUGCAUCGCCGUUCUGAUUUGUUUGAAGAUCCAACUUCUUUUGUUCCUCAUCGAUUCAAGAGCGAGAAAACUAAUGAGAAUUUCUAUCCCUUUGGGACGGGACCAAAGGGAUGCGUUGGUCAAUUUCUUGCCAUGGUGGAAAUGAAGGUUAUUCUUGGUGUCUUAUUAAAGAAAUUCCAAUUUCGAUCUGUUGUUGGAAAACUCAGUGAUGUUACUACGAGAUGGGAUAUUGCAAACCAGCCCACAGAUGCUAGUUAUAUGAUAAUUGAAGAAAGACGUGACUGAACCAAUAUACUAUGGUAUGUUAACAAUAAAGAUGAAGUUGGCUAUUGAUUUUGAUUUACUUCUUAGGAGAACGAUUUAAGGCGAAAUUUGUAACGUAUCACACUUGGUCAUUUGUGACAUAUUACAAGUGAACUCUUUUUGCAUUUUUUAAUCUUUUUUGAUUAAUUAUUUAUACACAUGAAAAAUUACAAAAUAACUUGAGCGCAGCAUGUACAGAACAA
Molecule: messenger RNA, 1758 nt
Organism: Hydractinia symbiolongicarpus
Lineage: Eukaryota; Metazoa; Cnidaria; Hydrozoa; Anthoathecata; Hydractiniidae
Product: aromatase-like
Exons: 3
Coding region: 44-1537 (497 amino acids)
Molecular function (GO): heme binding; oxidoreductase activity, acting on paired donors, with incorporation or reduction of molecular oxygen; iron ion binding
Source: RefSeq, a predicted model, not a curated record